This is a messenger RNA of Paraphaeosphaeria sporulosa, 1668 nucleotides long. RefSeq lists its product as uncharacterized. The record is from RefSeq and is a predicted model, not a curated record. NCBI's taxonomy places the organism in Eukaryota, Fungi, Ascomycota, Dothideomycetes, Pleosporales, Didymosphaeriaceae. The transcript is spliced from 7 exons. Bases 1 to 1668 code for a protein of 555 amino acids.
AUGCAUUUUCUUCCUCUCGUUAUUUUCGUCCUCGUGCCUCAAUUGGUGCGCGGUAUGAACAUACCACGCACAAGUACCGUUCCGACCCGCACCUUGAAGUCAGUCGUGGUCCGACAAAAUGCACCACCAGUAACCACUUUAACAGGCCCUUCCAAUGGCCAUGAGCGUGGAGAUGUUAUAAUCACCAUAUCCGAGAAAGACAACAACGACAUUGCUCAACUUAUCGAUCAAUAUGUUUGUCCGGAUUCAAAACGCCGGAAACGCUUUGUGCAAGACUGCAUCUUCGACAUUUCCACCUCCAUGUACAAAAAAAUGGAACAGGGCCAGCUCGAGUCUUUGAUGAACAUUGCGAGAGACGAAAUCGCACUCCCAAUGCCACCCGAGUGGGGAGACUUGACUCUUGGACAGAUGAAUCUUCUCGGUCAACCGCUACAGAACCUUCCUGGCACGGAUGGUGCAAGAAGGAAUCGCUUGUCGCGAGUCGUAUGGUGGACGCUUUAUCCGCCGCUGGUCAUGCAUACUGAUGAUAAUAUGCCCGUGAGAGUGAUUCCAGCACUCCUGGCUCAACGAACCGAUUCAGCGCCGCCUGAAGAGACCAGUGCUCGUUGUCACUUACCUCUAUCGAUCCCAUACUGCGCCAAUUGUGGCGGUGCAACUACUUCAGAAGGAACGACAUGCGUAGGAUUCGGAGAUUUAUGGAAGCUCUGUCCUUGCGUCAAGAAUACUCCUCUGCCACCUGAAUUGCAUACCAUGCAAAUGUCAUCCGAGCAGAUGUCGGCAUGGAAAUUGGCCAGACAAGCGGCCAGUAAAAAACCUAACAUAUCGUGUCGCACGAACAGCAAUGUAACUCAGACAAUGGGCCUCUGGGAUAGGCUUGCGGACAAAUUCUGCAGUGAAAACGACCUUUCUGACGGUACUCUAAGAUGGAUGGUAGAGAGAGAUGAGAUCUACGACAUUUGGCCGCACUAUACUUACUUUCUUGACUAUCGGUACUAUUUCCAAUGGACCUCGAAGUAUACGCCGAACUGUCAAAUCCCACCAUGUAAAGCCAUGAUGAAUGACCUCCAUAGCUGUGGAGACGACAUGAGGAAUCAGAUGGCUGUGGCUGGGACGACGGAGAACAGCUGUGGUACCAUGAGUUACGGCAUCGAAGAAAAGCUCGGUGAUGUCUCGCCGAAGGAAGAGUAUACCCUGGACAUAGCCAUACAAGUGAACAGUUUGAUGUUUUUCACCGGAAUAAUGUACACUGUCACCGAUUCAAAUGGGCUACCCGUAGCCACUUAUAGCCAAGCAGACUUUCCCAUUCAGGAUCUCAAGCCAGUAUACAUGGAUGGUCUUCCACACAGUAUAAAACUUAUGCCGCGUAUAAUCGAGUCGACACCGUAUCGUCUUCCAACGGGGGAACGGUAUUGGGGCGGAGUAUGGUUGCAGGUGGAUAUGGACUAUGGAGAAGAGCUUAUCGGUCACCCCGACAACAAAGACCACUGUGCCUAUUCCUGGAAUACAAAGGAGAACUCUAGGUCAUGUUUAGAGAAGCCAGAGAAGAAUUUCAGCUGCGAGCACUCCAACACCUUUCCUCGUUGGUCUGGCGGACCGGCUGCUGAUGAAUCAAGCAUACAGAGCAUGUUUUGGAGAUGCACAAUUACAGGAUAUUCUGGCAUUGUGUAG